AUGCGGAACUAUAACGCUUCGCAGGCAAGUGCGGCAGGCGCAACUACAACAUCAACCAAGGCAGGAACAUCACGAUACGCAGGCAGGGGUGGGCAGGCACAACAACAACCACGGCGGAACCAUCACGAUUCGCAGGCAGGGACAGCAGGCAGAACAACAUCCAAGGCAGAAUCAUCACGAUUUGCAGGCAGGGGCGGCAGGCACAUCAACAACAACAACAAGCAAGGCAGAACCAUCACAACAGUAACAACCAAGGCAGAACCAUCACGAUUCGCAGGCAUGGGCAGCAGGCACAACAACAACAACAACAACAACAACAACAACAACAACAUCCGGGGAAAAUCACCAUGCGCAGGCACGGGUCGGCAGGCACAACAACAACAACCAAGGCGGAACUAUAACGCUUCGCAGGCAGCGGCAGCAGGCAGAACAACAAUAACAACCAAGGCAGAACCAUCGUAA
Podarcis lilfordi (Lilford's wall lizard) is the source of this 462-nucleotide messenger RNA. The record is from the annotation of a GenBank genome assembly. NCBI's taxonomy places the organism in Eukaryota, Metazoa, Chordata, Lepidosauria, Squamata, Lacertidae.